Angiostrongylus costaricensis is the source of this 624-nucleotide messenger RNA. The record is from the annotation of a GenBank genome assembly. Lineage: Eukaryota; Metazoa; Nematoda; Chromadorea; Rhabditida; Metastrongylidae.
AUGACAUAUAGAAUAUACUUUGUUUUUCAGGAGGACGUUCAUUGUCCUUGCGAUUCCCAUGAAGGAAAACUGCUGCUGGACAACGUGUUUCCUCUAAGUGUUGAAGAAAUCUACAAUCUGCUCUUCACUGAUUGUCCAUGGUUCCAGAAGUUCAAUGAUCUGCUGAAAAAUACAGGUUAUGUCGCUUCUGCAUGGACAACAGACAAAAACGGUGUCCGAACACGAACGUGCACGUACACUAUGGCGUUAAAUCAUGCAAUGGCACCAAAAAGCUGCGUGGUUACCGAGAAACAGGUAAUCUCAUAUUUUGGACGUAAUGGUGAUGGUUUCAUCGUAAACAAAGAGUCACAAAACUCUGGUAUUCCGUACGCAAACGAUUUCGUAAUCCAAUGUACGUAUUGUAUCUCAAAGGUCAGCAAUAAUGAAGCUCGAAUAAAAGUUCAUGGUGGCAUCAUCUACAAGAAGAGCAUAUGGAAUGUGAUUCGUUACCUUGAGAAGGGCACCUAUCAAGGCCUAGGCGAUCACUACAGUGCACUUGAGAGAACGUUACGGAUAGAGUGCCAAUCAAGGAUUACCCGACCAGGAAGCGAGAUGAUCGCCAAUAACUACGAUGAAGAUAGGUAA